AUGCAUUUCUCAGGGUUUCCCAUUCUCCAAGUCUUUCUUUUCCUCCUCCUCAUCACCCCAGCCCUCAUCAAUGCAGCAGCCGCCCCCACCACGGAAGAAGAGAUGAUUAAACACAUCAGUAGGGGAGCAAAAUCCCUGAUCGGCACACCAAAUGCCAUCCCGGGCGGGAUGGAGGAGCGGGAUUUGGAAGGCAAUAGCCCUCCACCACCCAGCGACGGCGAAGAUAUUAAUGCUCCCAAGGGUGGUGGUAGAGGUGGUGGUGGAGGUGGAGGUCGUACGAAGAGUGGCGGUAGUGGAAGCGGUGCAGCUACAGCAGUAGGUACUAGCGGUGCUACAGCUGUCAAGGUCGGCUCUCUUGGAGCACUUGUUGUCGCUGCUGCUGGAGCGGGUAUGCUCUACUGA
Messenger RNA from Morchella importuna, 402 nucleotides. RefSeq lists its product as uncharacterized. Bases 1 to 402 code for a protein of 133 amino acids. The transcript has a single exon. The record is from RefSeq and is a predicted model, not a curated record. Lineage: Eukaryota; Fungi; Ascomycota; Pezizomycetes; Pezizales; Morchellaceae.